Molecule: messenger RNA, 285 nt
Organism: Tinamus guttatus (white-throated tinamou)
Lineage: Eukaryota; Metazoa; Chordata; Aves; Tinamiformes; Tinamidae
Gene: INSL5
Product: insulin like 5
Cellular component (GO): extracellular region
Molecular function (GO): G protein-coupled receptor binding; hormone activity
Source: RefSeq, a predicted model, not a curated record
AUGAAGCCCGGGGUGCUGGCACUGGCUCUUCUCGCCUUGCUGCUGGCCGUGACGGACCAGGCCAGUGGUGAAGGGGCACCCGUGAAGCUCUGUGGCCGGGACUUCGUCCGCGCCAUUGUCUUCACGUGCGGAGGCUCCCGGUGGAGGCGGAACAUCAAUGACUAUGUCUAUGCGCUGGCAGAGAGCAACGAGGCGUCGCCGUUCGGCCACGAGAGCAACGGUUUUGGCGCCGAGGGCCCCGAGCAGGCCGGCGCGGGCAGAGCGGCGGAGGGAAAGCACCCGUAG